AACGCCUCCAAAGGCGGUGCUCCAGCUGUAUUUUACAGAGGGGGUUGAUAGGAAUGACUUUAUUUUUUUAUUUUUCCCCCCCUUCACAUAACGUGAAAAAAAAGCAAAGUUCAAAAUUUCCAGGUUUUUGCCCGAAGAGGAACUUACUAGAACAAUAAAAGUCAUUUCUCGUUUAAUAAUUCAACCUUGUUGUAAUUGGAGGAGGAUAUACCACCCGCCCAGAACAGGAUGGCCCAGUGGCAUAGCCUGCAGCAGCUGGACUCGGCGUACCUCCAGAAAGUGGACGAGCUGUAUAUUGGAGAGGACUUCCCCAUGGCUGUGAGGCACUACCUGUCUCCCUGGAUCGAGAGCCAGGACUGGGAGAAAGCUUCCCGGGAUGUGUCGGUAGCGAGCAUCCUGUUCCAGAACCUGCUGGAGAACCUGGAUAUCCAGUACAGCCGCUUCGGCCAGGAGAGCGAAGCCUUUCUGCUGCAGCACAACUUCCGCAGCUUCAAGCAGAACUUCCAGGCAACUUACCAGGACAAUCCACGUGAAAUGGCCAUUAUUAUCAGAAGACUUCUCAUGGAAGAAAAUAACAUAUUAAACGCUGUGCUGCUUGCUCAGCAGGUUCAGAUGUUGCAGGUUCAACAGAACCCCAUGGAGACUGAGAGUCAGCAGGAUAUUCAGAAGAAGAUGCUGGAGCUGAAAAGCAAGGUGCUGGAUAUGGAACAUCAUGUGAACUCCCUGGAGGAGCAGCAAGAUGAAUUUGAUUUCAAGUUCAAGACCCACAAUUUAGAAGGACACACUGAGCAGGAGAAGAGGGAGGAGAUGAAGGUACUCCAGGACCUGCUGAAUAAACUGAAUGAGUCCAGGAAGAACCUCCUGGUGAGCAUAAGGAAUAUCCUGGGGAUCGCAGACUCCUUGCUGGUCUCGCUGGUGAAGGAGGAGCUGGUGGACUGGAGGAGGCGGCAGCAGAAGGCCUGCAUCGGAGCCCCGGAGAACGUGUGCCUCAACCGGCUCGAACAAUGGUUCACUGUGAAUGCAGAGUGUUUGUUUCAUCUCAAGAAGAUCCUGAAGAAGCUGGAGGAGCUGUGUGGGAAGUUGACCUACGAAGGAGACCCUUUCAAGAUGGAGCGGCCGGCCCUGCAGAAGAGAUUGGACCAGCUUCUCACUGAUCUGCUCCAGAGUGCCUUUGUGGUGGAGAGCCAGCCUACCAUUCCUCAAGGGAAGGGACCACUAGCCUUGAGAACCAACGUGCAGUUCUCUGUGAAAACCAGACUUUUGGUGAAAAUCCCGGAAAUGAACCACUUAAUGAAAGUUACAGCCAUGAUCGACAAGGAUAUUCAGCAAGUAAAGGGGUAUCGGAGAUUCAACAUCCUGGGAACGAACAGCAAAGCUCUGAACAUGGCAGAGAGCACCAGCGGGGGUAUGGUAGCUGAGUUUAGACAUCUGACACUCAAAGAACAAAAGGCAGGCAGUGGAGGCAAAGGCAGUAAUGAUGGGGCACUGAGUGUGACAGAGGAGCUUCAUAUCAUUAGUUUUGAAGCUUUGUUUGAACGUCACGGUCUUUCUGUGAAACUCCAGGCCUCCACUUUGCCAGUGGUCAUUAUCUCCAACACCAGCCAGCAGCAGAGUGCAUGGGCCUCAGUGCUGUGGUUCAACAUGCUGUGCACUGACCCCAAGGCCCUGUCUUUCUUCGCCAGCUCUCCCGUCGCUACCUGGCCUCAGCUCUCGGAGAUGUUGAGCUGGCAGUUUCUCUCCCUCACCAAGAGAGGCCUGAAUGAGGAGCAGCUGCGCAUGCUGGCUGAAAAACUCUUCGGUCGCCAGCUGAGCUACGAAAACUGCCGUCUUUCCUGGGCAAGAUUUUCCAAGGAGAACUUUCAAAACAACAACUUCUCAUUCUGGGCCUGGAUUGAUGGGAUACUGACACUGGUCAAGAGCUACCUGGAAGACCUGUGGAAUGAAGGGUACAUCAUGGGGUUUGUGAGCAAAGGGAAAGAGAAGUCUCUGCUCAAGAAACAACAGCACGGCACUUUCCUGCUUCGCUUCAGUGAGAGCUGCAAAGAUGGGGCUAUCACCUUCUCCUGGGUCGACCACUUCUCCAAUGGGAAGAGCAAUGUGCGCUCUGUGCAGCCCUUCACUAAGAACGACCUCUCCCAAAUCCCCUUCGUGGAAAUCCUCCGGAAUUUCCAAAUCCUUGUAGACGAGAACAUUCCAGAGAACCCUCUGAAAUUCCUGUACCCCAACAUCCCCAAAGACGAUGCGCUGUGGAAGUACUAUGCAGAGAAGAACGCAGAUGGAGAAAAUCCUUACAAAGAAUACAUCAAAACUAAACUGAUUGUCAUCUUCACAGACAAACCAAACGACAUUCGGUCAGCUCAGUCUGUGGAUACUAUGAACAGCCCUGUGGGCACUCGCGACUGUCCAGGGGAUGCUGUGCCUCAGGGCAUUACCUACGCACCACAAAACGAAGAAGUGCCUCCUGUAACUGUAGCCUCCGAUGAGCUGCUGACCCUCUCCGAUGAGCUGCUGAAUGAUCCCUGGAUGAGCGUUGAAUUACCGCAAGGCGACACUGACCUGUGCAACAUAGACUUCUCCCUCCAGGCUUUGGAUGAUGACAAUUCAGUUUACUCAACGGUGAAUGACAGUUGUUCAAUAGAGGACCAUCCUUUCACCUCUGAAUUUUUCUGUUCCAACCCCCUUCUCACGCCAGUAACCACAGCCACAACGCCAACACACUUCAGUGGUGUCAGCCAUGACCAGCCGUCACGGUUGCUACACUUUUAAUGUGGAGUUCCAUAGACGGUACUUCACUAAAACUGUGCAUUAACCCUGUAUUACAGUAUAUAACUGGCGUUAAGUGUCUCUCUAGCCCAUCUGCUUGUUUUCAGUAACCUUUUACUCUACGGAUCUAGUUUGGCCAUUUGCAGCACGCUGGAUGUUUUCAGCUGUUUCUUUAAUAGGGAACUUAUUUGAAUUUCAGUGAUGAAAGGUCCCUGUGCUGAGGACCAGCGUAUCCCCUGUUCUCUUGGCUGACCCACUCAUAUUCCAUUGCGUUUGUAAGGUGAUGGAAUUCCCAUUAAAUCCAGAGCCGUCCUUGUAUUCCCAGUUAAUUGAAUCUGAACAUAAAUAUCUAUCCGUAUUUAUUUAUUCCACUGAGUUAUGUUUUAAGUGUCCAGUAGGUGACAGUGGGGAGUAUACCUAGGGUUAGUUCUUGGUGUAAAGCAGGAUUUACUCAAGUAGCCAUCUAGGCAAUUUUGUACCAUUUUAUCAUCCAUUUCAGAAACCAUGAAAAACACAUUGUUUAAAGCUGUGACUGUAAAAGAGUAUACCAUUUUUUAAAGUUCCAUAAAUAAUGUUACUGUUCACGAAACCUCAGUUUUGUGCCUACUGUCUUAAACUGUUUUAUAAAAGUUGACGCAUGUAUAUCAACGCCACCUGCUGGACGUCUAACACAUUUCGGCACCCUCAGAGGACUGUUUAACAUAUUAGUGGAUACCAAAUUAUACACUCGACCUGAUUUAACACAGGGACAUUGUAUGUUUUUUAUUGUUAUUAAGCUCAAAGCACUUUAAAACCAAAGUUGUACGAUCAAAGCUUUUACAUAUUGAAAGAGGGUGGUUAUCACUUU
This is a messenger RNA of Polyodon spathula (Mississippi paddlefish), 3610 nucleotides long. RefSeq names its product signal transducer and activator of transcription 2 (gene stat2). Gene Ontology annotation, biological process: regulation of cell population proliferation; defense response; regulation of transcription by RNA polymerase II. The coding region runs from base 229 to 2766 and encodes 845 amino acids. NCBI's taxonomy places the organism in Eukaryota, Metazoa, Chordata, Actinopteri, Acipenseriformes, Polyodontidae. Gene Ontology annotation, molecular function: RNA polymerase II cis-regulatory region sequence-specific DNA binding; DNA-binding transcription factor activity, RNA polymerase II-specific. The record is from RefSeq and is a predicted model, not a curated record. The transcript has 24 exons.